Messenger RNA from Penicillium mononematosum, 558 nucleotides. RefSeq names its product nucleoside deaminase. Gene Ontology annotation, cellular component: nucleus; cytoplasm. Bases 1 to 558 code for a protein of 185 amino acids. Gene Ontology annotation, biological process: tRNA wobble adenosine to inosine editing. The record is from RefSeq and is a predicted model, not a curated record. Lineage: Eukaryota; Fungi; Ascomycota; Eurotiomycetes; Eurotiales; Aspergillaceae. Gene Ontology annotation, molecular function: zinc ion binding; tRNA-specific adenosine-34 deaminase activity. The transcript has 5 exons.
AUGGAGUUCAAGGGUGACUCCGUGGAGGAUUCGAGACAUGGAUAUUUCAUGAAACAAGCCUUGUUGAUGGGCGAGAAGGCUCUUCAGUCAGGCGAAACUCCCGUUGGCUGUGUUCUAGUGCACAACGAUCAAAUCGUGGGGUUUGGCAUGAACGACACAAACAGAUCUAUGAAUGGAACGAGACAUGCCGAGUUUAUAGCGAUCGCAGAGAUGCUCCAAAGCCACCCUAGGUCGGCAUUGCAAUCCACCGAUCUUUAUGUUACAGUCGAACCCUGUGUGAUGUGUGCUUCCGCCCUGAAGCAGUACCGCAUCCGCAGUGUGUACUUUGGGUGCGCCAAUGAUCGAUUUGGAGGCACUGGAGGUGUUCUUUCAUUACAUUCCGAUCCCUCAAUUGACCCAUCAUACCCUGUCUACGGUGGGCUGUUUGAGAAAGAAGCAAUUAUGUUGCUCCGUCGUUUCUACAUACAGGAGAACGAAAAAGCUCCCAAUCCCAGACCGAAAAAGAAUCGGGAGUUGAACACCAGAUUCGAAAAUGACGAAGCGCCACCGACCUGGUAG